AUGGCGGCGCCCCCUCGAAUGCUGCUCCUCAACGGAGGCGGGAAUGAAGCUUUCGUCGCCCUGCCGACGACGUAUGAUAAAGCUGUUCAAGCGGCCGCAGACAAGUUCACUAUACCCAAAAAUGACAUCCGCCUCUCUUGCGCCGCAAGCGAUAUGCCCUGGAUCGGCGCAUACGUCAACUCGCCUCAAGUCUUCAUCACCGACAACGACUCGUACUACUAUGCCUGCGCCCAAAAGGCUGUCGUCCGACUCACCGUCAUCAACCUGAAGGCUGGUGAGGCGACUGCCGCGGCUCCUGCUACUGGAGGAGGGGCGCCAGCUAAGGGCGGUGCUCCCGCUGGCGGUGGAGGGGGAGGAGCUGCCCCUGCCAAGGCGGAGAAGACGGCAGAAGUUAGUUUGACGUGCGAAACAGCUGCUGGAAAGACUGUUAGCAUGAGCGGAACCGUCGCAGGAGAUCUCGCCAACGGACCACCAGCAGGACAAUAUCUAGGCACGCUGACCGUAGAGGACAAAACCGCAAAGCAAAAAUUCGUCGGCAAGGCACUCGGCCCCAACGAUAUUCUCACCAAGUUCGUGAUACAUGAUCAAGCCACCGCCCGGCUUCUCUGCCGACCCCGAUCCAUCCAGCCCAAGCUCGACAUUCUCUCUCGGACAGACACCGGUGUUGAAGUGUCAUACUCCCUCACAGACUGGCAGGUCCUCACAGCGUACCCCAUGACCAGUCUUAGCAGCGAGUCUGGGCAGACUCGGAUCCGGUGGUUUGCGCAGGUCGGAGCUGGAGGGAGAGUGACAGACCUGUUGACUGGGACGGAGAGCAGUGGGCUCUUCAUGGACAUACUCCCAACAUCGAAGCCAGCACCGGCCGCGGUCGAGCCAGAAGGUCCGCUAUUACCUGCAUGGCCGGAUAUCCGCCCCAUCAACGCCUUCUGUCUGCCUCAGUCCCUCUUCAUCCCGCACAUUGACCGGAUCCUUACCGCCCUAGGGGUCCCCGUCGAGGGUCGGACCAGCAUGAUCACCAGCUGGCUUCCGAGCCUGAUGCGACACAAAAACAUCGCCUAUCGACUGCUCAGCCCCGCCCAGCUCGAGCCGAGCAUAUCUCUGCGGAUCAUCCCGCCUCCAGAGGUCCUCGUCCGGAUCUUCGUUCUGUUCCGAGGUGUGCCCGAUGCGGAAGUGGGGGAAUGGCACGAUCGAGGUCUGCUGCACGCUGAAGCUGGUCUGGACUGGAAAGAUGCUAUCGGGUGGGAUGUCAAUGUCGGCGACGAGUCUAAGUUCAGGGUCAUUGAGUACGCGUUCAUGGAGGUACACAACUAA
Dioszegia hungarica is the source of this 1311-nucleotide messenger RNA. RefSeq lists its product as uncharacterized. The coding region runs from base 1 to 1311 and encodes 436 amino acids. The transcript has 16 exons. NCBI's taxonomy places the organism in Eukaryota, Fungi, Basidiomycota, Tremellomycetes, Tremellales, Bulleribasidiaceae. The record is from RefSeq and is a predicted model, not a curated record.